This is a messenger RNA of Recurvomyces mirabilis, 483 nucleotides long. RefSeq lists its product as uncharacterized. The record is from RefSeq and is a predicted model, not a curated record. The transcript is spliced from 2 exons. Bases 1 to 483 code for a protein of 160 amino acids. Lineage: Eukaryota; Fungi; Ascomycota; Dothideomycetes; Mycosphaerellales; Teratosphaeriaceae.
AUGGAUCCCAUAACCAUCACACGCUAUGCCCGUCUCCUUGCUGUGCCCAUUCCCUUCGCAUUAGCUGGCUACUCCUUCGCCUUCUCCCAAAACGCCGUCCCUCUUACCUACGACCUACCAGCUGAACAGAGCACCCCGAUCUUCCGCGGCGUUUACACCCAGGGCGCCGCCGUCGUCGCACCCGGCGGGAUCCUCGGAGCGGCUUCCGCUGCUUGGCUAGCCUACAGUCUUCCUGAGCAACAGCGCGUAUGGGCCACCAUUGCUGUCAUGAAUCUCAUGCCCCUUGUUUGGACUGGAUUGGUGAUGAACACUGGGAUCCAGAGGUUGCUGGAGAUAGGCAAGGACAAGGGAAAGAUGGCGAAGGCUACGUCGAAUUUGGAGGUUAGGCAGUUGCUUGGACGAUGGGUUUUGCAGAAUUAUGUGCGGGCAGGGCUGUAUGUCGCUUCUGGUGUGCUUGCGUGGAGGGCAACGAUGGUUGUUUAG